GACCACAAACCAACACCAUGCCGUCUGGAGAUUCGGCACAAGGUCCCCAGAGUUCAUCUGUGCGCACGAGACCCCAUAAAACAACCUUUACUGUCUCUGCAGUUGGGUUUUUCACUCAACGGGACAGAGACAUGACGGCAUGAGAAUGAUGGACUCACUCAAAAACGCGAGUUUUAAUUUAGACGAAGUCUCUACAACUUUUGAUCAGUUAAAAUAUGGUUCCCCAUAAAGAGACUUCACAGAGGAGUUGUGGUGAUUGACUGAUGAUGAUACUGAUGAUGAAAUAACCACAAACGCAGCGCAAGUUGAGAGAAUGGCGUAUCACCACUUUAUACCGGCUAGUCCCACUGACUUCACUAUUAGCCCGAUGCUCGGACAGCAGGCGCAGCUUUUCCCUGUUGGAUACGGACACCAGCAGUUCGCGAACGCGCUCCAGAGCUCGAUCCGUCUGGCGCUAAAAGAAUCCGCGGCUCCAGCGCUCCUCUCCGGCCGGACCAGAGACCCCGUCCAGACACCUGAGGACGAACCUGUAGUUCACCUGGAAGGCAAUGAACUGUGGGGGCAGUUUCACAAAGUCGGCACGGAGAUGGUCAUAACAAAGUCUGGAAGGCGCAUGUUCCCAGCCUUUAAAGUGCGCUGCAGCGGCUUCGACAGGAAGGCGAGGUACAUCCUGCUGAUGGAUAUAGUCGCGGCCGAUGACUACAGAUACAAGUUUCACAACUGCCGCUGGAUGGUGGCUGGAAAGGCCGACCCAGAAAUGCCCAAGCGCAUGUACAUCCACCCAGACAGUCCUUCUACCGGAGAGCAAUGGAUGUCCAAAGCUGUGACCUUUCAUAAACUCAAACUGACAAAUAAUAUAUCUGACAAACAUGGAUUUACUAUUUUAAACUCCAUGCAUAAAUAUCAGCCAAGGUUUCAUAUUGUUCGAGCCAAUGAUGUCCUCAAACUUCCUUACAGCACAUUCAAGACAUAUGUGUUUCCUGAGACUGAAUUUAUUGCUGUGACGGCAUACCAAAAUGAAAAGAUAACCCAGCUAAAAAUCGAUAAUAACCCAUUUGCUAAAGGAUUCAGAGAGACUGGAAAUGGGAGACGAGAGAAAAGGAAGCAGAUGUUGCAUCAGAGGUGUGAUGUGGAAUCCAAAAAAGCCAGUGUGUUGACAGACGACUCGUCUUUCGACCAAAGUUCAUCAAAUUAUUUGAUUCAAGAAAGUAACGUUGUUACAUCAACUUCAACAGAUACAAAUGAGAGUGACAUUGAUGGAUAUGGGGAUGAGAAGGAAAGCAACGAAGUUGAGUCAAUCCAGUCAAUUUCUCAAGACGAACAAAACUCCAGAGAAAUCUCCACAACAGUGCAAGAGUGCAAGGAUGAUCCAAAUGAGGAGAUCGAAGGAGACAGAAACCCUGCGAUCAACAGCAAGAAACAGCACAGUGUAGAGCAACCUGCGCAUUUACCCUUGGAUAAAAAACAUGCUGAACAACAGAAGUUUGCAGCUGAUGUGACUGAUGCUUCUCAGAAGGAUUCGCUCGCUCGACACUUUUACUUCCCCACUCCAGGCCUAAUUAAUUCUCUGCAUGUGCCGUCACACGUCUUGUCAAAUUUAUGUCAGUUUAAUUAUGUUGGAACACUUCCAUUUUUGGCAUCUGAAGCAACUGGUUCUUGGAUACCUAGAAGGUCAAAUGAAGGAGAGGGUCAAGGUUACACCACUUCAGUCUCAUCCUCACAACAAAGACUUACUGGCAUGCAAGAUUUACCGCCGAACUUUCAGCAGCACAGAAUGACCUCUCAGGGAGUGCUCGUCUCGGCGCAUGGAAAUGGUUUUCCUUAUCCACAGGGUUACAUGACCACAUCUGCUGGCAGCUCUUCUGCAGCUUCAUACCAGGUUCACCGGCCGCCUUUCUUCAACAUUAGCUACCAGCCCCAAUGCAGACCCUAUCCUGUACCAGUGUGGGUGCAUGGGCGAAAAAUACCACAGACCACCUCAGUAUUUAUCCCAUACGGAGAAACUGAUAUAAAUGAACAUGCUAGCAUUGCAACUCCUGGAUCAACUUUGUUUAGAUUAAAAGCUAAUAAGGAUCAAAACACACAGUGUCAGGAUCUCUAGAGAUGUCUGUGCUGGAGCAACAACAAACUCAGCUGCAAUGAUAUAUGUGACUGUGUUGUGGAUCAACUGAAGAUCUGGAUUGAGAUUUAAUAUAUGCUAUUUAUUCUUUAGUCUUUAUCUGCUGUGUGAAAGUGUGGAAAUGCAUCAAAUAUAUGAGGGAGCUGCAGAGCAACCAUUAAAGAUAUUCAAUCCGGUUUCUGUGCUUUAUCCUCCUUUUCCCCCCAAAUC
Molecule: messenger RNA, 2329 nt
Organism: Danio aesculapii
Lineage: Eukaryota; Metazoa; Chordata; Actinopteri; Cypriniformes; Danionidae
Gene: tbx3b
Product: T-box transcription factor 3b
Exons: 7
Coding region: 314-2101 (595 amino acids)
Biological process (GO): cell fate specification; positive regulation of DNA-templated transcription; heart looping
Cellular component (GO): nucleus
Molecular function (GO): DNA-binding transcription factor activity, RNA polymerase II-specific; RNA polymerase II cis-regulatory region sequence-specific DNA binding
Source: RefSeq, a predicted model, not a curated record